AACAGUAAUUUUGUUUUAUUUUUAGUUAUUCAGAGUUUCUAUUCCCAAAAAAGUUUGGGAUACAAUCUUGAUUGAGAGUUCGGCAAUCUGGCUUUUUAUUGCUCGCGUUAAAUAAUGAGCUCUCCUCCUCUCCCCUCCCUACACGGAGAAGUUAUGUAAUGAGCAGCCAGGUUACCCAGUACACGUGUAAAGUACAUUGCGUCAGUGAUCAGUUGUUCUUUGCGGGCUUUUGACGCUCAGAUUUGAUUUUAGACGAUCUACACCGCUAAAAUGAGCGAUUCUCUCCCACACACCAUUAGAAAUGACCCAACAAGCGAAGUCAGCAACUUAUCUUUAGAAGAAGUGAAGAAGGUGCCUGGACUUGUGGCACCAUAUCAACACAAAACAGGGACUUUCAAAGUCAAGUCAGGUCUGGCUCAGAUGGCCAAAGGUGGGAUUAUCAUGGAUGUGACAAAUGCAGAGGAAGCUGUUGUGGCAGAGAAUGCUGGUGCUUGUGCUGUGAUGGCCCUGGAAAAGAUACCUUCAGAUAUCCGUAAAGAGGGAGGUGUCGCUCGCAUGACGGACCCAAAGCUUAUCAAGGAGAUUAUUAAUGCUGUCACCAUUCCUGUCAUGGCAAAAGCAAGAAUUGGACACUUUGCAGAAGCACAAAUCCUAGAAGUUCUUGGAGUAGACAUGGUUGAUGAAUCAGAAGUCCUCACUCCUGCUGACGAUGCAAACCAUAUCGACAAGCACAAGUUUAAGGUGCCGUUUGUGUGUGGUGCACGUGACUUGGGCGAGGCACUCAGAAGAAUAUCAGAGGGUGCAGCUAUGAUACGCACUAAAGGGCAGGCAGGCACAGGAGAUGUUUCAGAGGCUGUUCGUCACGCCCGUGCAAUUCGCUCACAGAUUCGCUAUGCUCAGGGGCUUGACAAGCCAGAGCUGUAUACUUAUGCCAAAGAACUCAGGGUACCUAUGGAUGUACUAGAGAGGACUGUGGAACUAGGGAGGCUACCUGUGGUGAACUUUGCUGCUGGAGGACUAGCAACCCCAGCUGAUGUGUCACUUCUAAUGCAAUUGGGUGUUGAUGGGGUGUUUGUUGGCUCUGGCAUCUUCAGAAGUGGAAACCCAGCCAAGCGCGCCUGGGCAAUGGCUCAAGCUGUCACUCAUUAUAACAAUCCUAAAAAGCUUGCAGAGCUGAGUGAGGAUCUAGGGGAGGCAAUGUCAGGAAUUCCUGCCAAGGAUGCAAUCCAAUUCAAGUGAACAUUAAUUAUUGAUCAUUGAUCAUUAUGUCAGCUAUUGGGUAGUAUCAGAAACUUAGGUUUCUGGUCAUAUUUGAAAGAAGAGUAGCUAAAAAGUGAUCAUCAAGACAAAAAAACUGAUGUCAACCUUUGUGCCUUGAGUUUGACUAAAAUUUUUGACAAGAUUGUAAAGGUUUUUCUUGAAGAUCAUUUAUAUUUUUUAUUUGGCUUUUGGGGGACCAUUAUUUUUGGGGGGCAUCAAAGGAAAAAAAUCAGUUUCGAUUGCCUAAACAUCUGGAAAGUUUUUACCGAAAUCUGGGUUGGAUUGUAUUCUCCUUACAAUAAAAGAUCAUUUCAGAGUGUUUAUGGUAAGAUUACUAAUACUCGGUACAUCUAUCUCUGUACUAUUAGUUUUUUUAUUUGAUUUUUAAUCUUAUUGUUUAUAAUUUUGUUGAAAUCAAAUUAUCUUAAUUUCUACAAUAUUCAUGCUCAGAGAACCAGCAAUCUAAAGGGCACAACCAGCAUGUUUAGAGUGGCGCCAUAACCCCUAAGUGUCUUGGAAGUUAUCAGUGGCUGAAUGAUCAAUCAUGCGUAUUUUUUCUUAAUGUUACCCUCUAAUAUUCUCUAAAAAUAUUUUGGCAUAAUUUAAGGUAAAUUAUUUAACUGAAACUGAAAUAUUGCCAUGCCGUUAUUGUGUAAUAAUUUGUUUAAUGCAAAAGAGGGAUGUAUAUUAAAAAUAGUAUUGAUAAUCUUAAAAUCUUCUAUAAAUCAUCAAUCAAAACUUCAUGGACACCACUA
Messenger RNA from Nematostella vectensis (starlet sea anemone), 2015 nucleotides. RefSeq names its product pyridoxal 5'-phosphate synthase subunit SNZERR. Gene Ontology annotation, biological process: pyridoxal 5'-phosphate biosynthetic process; amino acid metabolic process; pyridoxine biosynthetic process. Gene Ontology annotation, molecular function: amine-lyase activity. Bases 271 to 1239 code for a protein of 322 amino acids. Lineage: Eukaryota; Metazoa; Cnidaria; Anthozoa; Actiniaria; Edwardsiidae. The transcript has 7 exons. The record is from RefSeq and is a predicted model, not a curated record.